GGUUCGUUCAGUGACCCUGAUCAAGCGUUUACAGAAACCGCCGCGGCGGGACAUUCGUAAUCUUUUCAGCCUCUCGAAAGAGUGCAGUUAUUUUUCAUAAUUAUUAGAAAUAUUGUGAAACAGAAGGUUAACGUAAUGGAGUGUUUGAAUGUUCCAAGAAUCCUGCCAAAUUCCCCACGGAAAGCAAUAGGACAGAUCCAGGUCAUCUUUGGCCCAAUGUUCUCAGGCAAAAGCACUGAGUUGAUAAGGCGAGUGCGUCGUUUCCAGGUCGCUCGGUACAACUGUUUGGUGGUCAAAUAUGCCAAAGAUACACGCUACUCUGAGAAGGGCAUGGCCACGCACGACAAAAACACAAUGGAAGCUGUACCAGCCAACUGCCUGAGUGACCUGCGUUCUCUAGCUCUGCAGGCCUGCGUCAUCGGAAUCGACGAAGGACAGUUUUUCCCAGACAUAGUGCAGUUCUGUGAGGAGAUGGCCAACAUGGGGAAGACUAUAAUCGUAGCGGCCCUGGACGGAACCUUCCAGAGAAAGCCCUUUGGAGACAUCCUGAACCUGGUUCCCCUGGCUGAGAGCGUUGUGAAGCUGAACGCUGUCUGUAUGCAGUGUUACAAGGAGGCAGCAUACACCAAGAGACUGGGGGCAGAGAAAGAGUUGGAGGUGAUUGGUGGAGCCGAUAUGUACCAUGCGCGGUGCAGGAAGUGUUACGGUGGCCUGAUGGAUGUGUUGAAGGAGAAUAGCGCCCCCCACAGGGACGAGACGCCACCGCAUGUGAUGACAGGGAAACUGCUUGACAACACUACAUCGCCACGGAAACUCUUUGCCACCCUACAACUCUGAUCAUUACCAGUAGACUAUUCUUAAAGGGAUAGUUCACUCACAUGACUUUAAAGGGGAAGUUGACUUGGAUUGGAACUGAAUGAGAUGGUGAACAAUCCCUUUUAAUUUUAGGUUUGGUAAUUUGACUGGUGAUGGGUUAAAAGCGAUAGUUGACUUCAUUUUCUAAUUGGAGUAAUGAACUAUCCCUUUUAAGUUUUGCACUUGGAAUGAGCUUGGACAAUAAAUGAAGCUCCAUCAACCCGCUGAA
Molecule: messenger RNA, 1084 nt
Organism: Oncorhynchus nerka (sockeye salmon)
Lineage: Eukaryota; Metazoa; Chordata; Actinopteri; Salmoniformes; Salmonidae
Gene: tk1
Product: thymidine kinase 1, soluble
Exons: 7
Coding region: 136-837 (233 amino acids)
Biological process (GO): thymidine metabolic process
Molecular function (GO): ATP binding; thymidine kinase activity
Source: RefSeq, a predicted model, not a curated record